Phytomonas sp. Hart1 is the source of this 1153-nucleotide messenger RNA. NCBI's taxonomy places the organism in Eukaryota, Euglenozoa, Kinetoplastea, Trypanosomatida, Trypanosomatidae. The record is from the annotation of a GenBank genome assembly.
GGUCUUCUGUUUGAGUUUCUUUAUACUUGUUGACCUUAGUGUUAGGGCCCUUACAGUGAUGGUAAAUUAUAACCGACUUAGCUUUAUUGUGGAAUACUUCGAUCCACAUGCUUCCUUGACGCGCACAUAUCAGCUUCUUUAUCAUUUAGAUGAUAAUACGAUAGAGAUGCACGACCUCAAGUUGCAACGCCUUUUUUUGAAACGCUGUGCGUAUCCCUCUCUUACAACAAAUGAGCUUUUCAUAGGAGCUAUUGUCUAUAUUUUUUCACGCCCUCUGAAAGUAAUUGAUUAUGGUGAUGAAGCUACGCGAAAGCAAUUGGGCGCCAACUCUGAGACAGUUAUGAUAAUUAUUUCUGAAAACAGCUUUUUUAACUCUGGAAAUAUAGUCUCUUCACUUACUGACUCAAAGCUACGUAUCAUGAAUAUCCGUAUGCUAGACCUCCCGCAAUACCUCGCAACACGCUCUAACACAACUCAACGGGUCAUUCUGGCAGUUUUGACUGCCUCACAGGCACUCGAGAAAACAAAGAAGGUAUGUAAGGAGUACCCUCAGGACGUUUCCAUAGUAGAAGAUGAUGAAUUGUUUGCUAGUUUGGAAGGACUGAUGCGUGGUCCAGGCCCAACUACUGCUUGUUUAGCGAACUGCGCAGUCUGUGUAAUUAAGCCACAUGCGAUCACAAGUGGUCACCAAGGUUACAUCUUGCAGCGACUUUAUGAUGAGGCCUUUACUAUUUCUGCUUUGGGUAUGUACAUGCUUACCAGAGCCGAUUCGGAGGAUUUCCUUGAAGUGUACAAUGGAGUAAUGCCCGAGUAUAAUAAAAUGGUUGAGCAGCUCUCCAGUGGACCGGUUUGGGCUAUUGAAGUUCGUGCUGAAAAUGCCGUUGCGGCGCUACGGGCAGUGUGUGGGCCUCAUGAUCCAGAUAUGGGACACUCGUUGUUUCCUCACACAAUCCGUUCCCAGUACGGUACAAAUCGAAUAUGUAACGCUGUCCACUGCACAGACUUGGAAGAGGAUGGGCCACUGGAAUCUGAAUUUUUUUUCUCCCUCUUACAAAACAAACAAUAGAUAACAGAAAAUGAGUAGGUUUGUAGAACAGACCCAUGCGAUGUAUUAUUAUUAUUGGGUUUGCAGAGAUACAACAUCAUGAACCAA